AAGACAUUUUAGGUUUAGAAUCUUUAUUCAAGUUCAGCAAUCGUUUUCGUACCAAAGUGUAAAAAAUUAUAUCUAUUUUAAUUUUUGAAGUAAGAAAUGACAAACGAGAAAAAAACUUCCAUUGCAAUUAUUGGAGCUGGAGCAGCAGGUUUGCCAGCUAUUAAACAUUUUUCUGAUGAUCCAUUAUUUGAAUGUGUUGCCUUUGAACAAAAUGAUGAAGUGGGUGGUGUUUGGAAAUACACAGAACAAACAGGAACUAAUCACUAUGGCAUUCCUGUCCAUUCUGCAAUGUACAAAAGUCUAAAAACAAAUUUGCCAAAAGAAGUAAUGGAAUAUCCAGAUUUUCAUUACCAGAUUAAAGAGAACAAGUCCUAUUUGGAUGGUAGUAGUGUACAACAAUAUUUAGAAGAUUAUGCUGAAAAUUAUGGAUUAAAAAAAUAUAUUAAAUUUAACUAUCAUAUAAAAAAGGUUAAUCCCUUGGAAGGCAAGCGAUGGCAAAUUAUUGUGACUAAUUUAAAAACAAAGAUCAUAGAAACGUUGGAUUUUGAUCAAAUAAUAAUUUGUACAGGUAACUUCUGUCAUCCAAAAAUACCAAAUAUCGAAGGAAUUGAAAAUUUCAAAGGUAUAACAAUUCAUAGUUUUGAAUAUAAAGUACCUUCCAAGUUCGAAAAUAAAAAAACGGUAGUUGUUGGCAGUGGAUUUUCUGGCUUGGACAUUUCAUUUGAAAUUUCGAAUACAGCUUCAAAAGUUUAUUUAAGCCAUCAUUCUGAAAGACUUAAAAAUUCUCUUUCUGGAAAUAUUCCUUCAAACUUUAUCCAAAAAGGUGAUAUACAUAAUAUUUUGGAAGACGGUGUUAUAUUUGAUGAUGGUUCAUUUGAAACAGUUGAUUCAAUCAUAUUUUGCACAGGAUAUAAAUUUGAUUAUCCAUUUUUAAGCCCGGAGUGUGGUAUUUACAUAGAAAAUAACCAUAUUCAACCACUUUUUAAGCAUAUAGUUAACAUUGAACAUCCUACAAUGUGCUUUUUAGGUAUUCCUAUCAAAACAGCCCCGUUUCCUUUGUUUGAUUUACAAGCACGAUUCGCUAAAACAUUUUUAUCAGGAACUAAAUGUCUACCUAACAAAGGAGAUAUGUUAGAAGAUACUCGUAAAGAUGUGGAAAAAAGAUUAGCUAACGGAGCGCGAAAAAAUGAACUACACGAUUUAGCUGCAAAAUCUAAGGACUAUUUUGAUGAUCUUGCUAAUUUUGCUGACAUUAAGCCAAUAGCUCCUGUAAUUCUUCGUAUUUUUUGCGAGGCUUUUAUGCGUGUCAUGACUAAUUUUUUCAGCUAUCGAAAAGAUUUGUAUAAAAUUAUUGACAAAGUUCACUACACCGUCAAAUAUACAUAUGAAGAAAAUCCCAUCACGAAGUGAAACAUGUAGUUUAAAAAACUAAAGAGUAAUAAAAUUAUGGAUAUAACUGUUAUUUGAUUAAGUUUAACAUUUGUUAAAAAAGUAACUUAUAUAAUUAAUAUUUUUUUUUAUUAUUAUCAUAUAUAUUAUAUUAAUUUUCCAAUUUCAUUAUUUAGAUUUUGCUAAAUAUUUGUUUAGAAUAAAAACAGAUGUUCAAAUAUACAAAAAUAAUUUAGUCCUA
Messenger RNA from Daktulosphaira vitifoliae (grape phylloxera), 1630 nucleotides. RefSeq names its product senecionine N-oxygenase-like. The record is from RefSeq and is a predicted model, not a curated record. Lineage: Eukaryota; Metazoa; Arthropoda; Insecta; Hemiptera; Phylloxeridae. Gene Ontology annotation, molecular function: flavin adenine dinucleotide binding; NADP binding; N,N-dimethylaniline monooxygenase activity. The coding region runs from base 97 to 1410 and encodes 437 amino acids. The transcript has 8 exons.